GAGAAGGAAGCGUCUCCAGUUUGAGCCAAUGCAGCCCUGCGGCUGUCCGGGAGGAGCGCCCCUGCCCCGAUGAGCCCCCGCCGUGCUUCCCAGACUGUCCCCCGGCGGGAUCGGGGCGCAGAGCCCAGUGCGGACGAUGGCUGCUGUUUAGCCCGUGGGGGUAGGAUGUGUUGAAAGGAUGGGGCUUCUCUCUCUUGGGGCUCACGAUGGCCAGAGAAGAUUCUGUGAAGUGCUUGCGCUGCCUGCUCUACGCGCUCAAUCUGCUCUUCUGGUUAAUGUCCAUCAGCGUGUUGGCUGUGUCUGCUUGGAUGAGGGACUACCUAAAUAAUGUUCUGACUUUAACUGCAGAAACAAGGGUGGAGGAGGCUGUCAUUUUGACUUACUUUCCUGUGGUGCAUCCGGUCAUGAUUGCCGUUUGCUGUUUCUUAAUCAUCGUGGGGAUGUUAGGAUACUGUGGAACAGUGAAAAGAAAUCUGUUACUACUUGCAUGGUAUUUUGGAAGUUUACUUGUCAUUUUCUGUGUAGAACUGGCUUGUGGUGUUUGGACAUAUGAGCAAGAAAUAAUGGUUCCAGUUCAGUGGUCAGACAUGGUCACUUUGAAAGCCAGAAUGACAAAUUAUGGCUUACCGAGAUACCGGUGGCUUACUCAUGCUUGGAAUUUUUUUCAGAGAGAGUUCAAAUGCUGUGGAGUUGUCUAUUUCACCGACUGGCUGGAAAUGACAGAGAUGGACUGGCCCCCGGAUUCCUGUUGUGUUAGGGAAUUCCCAGGAUGUUCCAAACAGGCCCACCAGGAAGAUCUCAGUGACCUCUAUCAAGAGGGUUGUGGGAAGAAAAUGUAUUCCUUUUUGAGAGGAACCAAACAGCUGCAGGUGCUGAGGUUUCUGGGGAUCUCCAUUGGAGUGACACAGAUCCUGGCCAUGAUACUCACCAUUACUCUGCUCUGGGCUCUCUACUACGACAGACGGGAGCCUGGGACAGACCAAAUGAUGGCUCUGAAGAACGACACCACUCAGCACCUGCCUUGUCAUUCAGUGGAACUGCUGAAACCAAGCCUGUCGAGGAUCUUUGAACACACAUCCAUGGCGAACAGCUUUAAUACACAUUUUGAGAUGGAGGAAUUAUAGAGACUGUCAAAGAAGGAAACCACAAAUUUAUUUUACUGGACUUGUGAAUUUUUUGAACACACACUUAACUGUUUCAGAAAUGUUUAGAAAUGAAAAUGUUGCCAUAAAAGGAUACCCAAGCACAUAAUGUUCCACUCUUUGAAAGGAAGUGGGAAAAGUUCCAUAUAUGAUAAAGCACCACCUGGACAAUAGGUGAUACCUUUUGUAAUGCUGGACAGAUCUAAUACCCACUUUAUAGCCUGUGUAAGAUUUUUACUGAACACAGUUAUGCUUUGAGGUUUAUGCUUUGGCAGAGUUUGACCAGCAUUUCUGCAUCCAUGUAAA
This is a messenger RNA of Budorcas taxicolor (takin), 1448 nucleotides long. RefSeq names its product tetraspanin 12 (gene TSPAN12). Gene Ontology annotation, cellular component: membrane. The record is from RefSeq and is a predicted model, not a curated record. NCBI's taxonomy places the organism in Eukaryota, Metazoa, Chordata, Mammalia, Artiodactyla, Bovidae. The transcript is spliced from 8 exons. The coding region runs from base 207 to 1124 and encodes 305 amino acids.